This is a messenger RNA of Meriones unguiculatus (Mongolian gerbil), 2912 nucleotides long. It is a transcript of the gene Aknad1, whose product is annotated as AKNA domain containing 1. NCBI's taxonomy places the organism in Eukaryota, Metazoa, Chordata, Mammalia, Rodentia, Muridae. The record is from RefSeq and is a predicted model, not a curated record. The coding region runs from base 640 to 2673 and encodes 677 amino acids. The transcript is spliced from 11 exons.
UUAUUAUGUGUCGAUUAGAAAAUAAAGUACCACUUUACAAAAGGCAACAGAAUGGAGAUCUUGACUUGCCACGUUUGAGCUGAGCUAGCCUCCAGCAUCACGUGACUCAGAGCCGCCAGUGAUGUCUGACAAGUGAUGGCCUUGGCACACUUUCAACAGCCUUUUACUUGUGUUUCAAGCUUUCACUCUGAGAGAAAGAAUUCCCCAUUUGAUCUUCAAGGCUGAGAAGCAAUGAGAACAAACGCCAAAUAGUAUCUCUCUCUCUCAGGAGAGAAAGAUGUGGUCAUUAAGUACAGACCAUACCUCCUCAAAAUUUUAAUGGAUAAAAAUUACAACUCUUCCACCAUUCUUUUUCUCAGCAGUAGUCAGGAUGAGUUAUAUCCUUUGGCUGGGCUUUCUGCUUUCAGGUUUGCAAUUGAAUUUCUCUAAAUGAAAAACAUGUUUCUGUUCCACUAAAGAAGCCAGAAUGAGCAUAGCUUCAUACAUUAUUCUGAUGUUUGCUAACGAAGCUGUUUUCUCUUCUUAUAGCAUAGAACACACAGUGCAGACAUUCAAUGAAAACCAGACAGCGUCAUAUUGUGACCAUUAAGAAGGCCAAGGCCAGGCAGCAGAGGACCACAGACAUCAGCCCGCACCAUCAUGGACGAAGCUGACUUUUCAGAAGAUGCAACGUACAAAGAACAGGAAGACUUGCCUUAUGAUGGGGACCUCCCCCAGACAAAGGCAUGCACUUCUUACAGCUUUACCUGGACGAACGACCCACUUUCUGUCUCAGAAGAAGUUGUUCUUGCUGGAGGAGACCUUCAGGAUACGGCUGCUCUCCAUGAGAUGUGCCAUCACACAGCUCUGGAUGCGGCUUGGGAUAAGAUGCCUGGAUAUGUUGUCAGCAACAGACGAGAUAAAGAUAAACUACGCACCUUGGCUUCUCCUGCUUCAGCUAGUGAAGGAGUUACCUCAAAUUCACACAUUUCGGAUAUUUUACUCCAUUAUCUUUCCAGGGAGCAGUUCCCAAGAGAUCAAGGCGGUGACUGCAAAACUCUCCCAGAGACCUUGAAUACUGACAGUCUUGAUGAUGUAGCUCUUUUUACAACUAUCAUUUCACAUUAUGCAAAGAAUUAUUGUCUCCCAGAAUUCACUGACCAGUUCGGUCCCCAAAGUGGUGCAGAAAAUAGCAACAAGCCCAGAUGUCCUCCAGGCACACCAGGAAAAAACACUUGUCCCUUAGAAAAACCAGUGACUGCUAGGCAGAGCAACCAUCUAGAAGAUAUAAGCUUUCUAAGUAGAACUAAGCGUCCAGGCGAUAAACAUAAAAACUGCCUGGGGCAAAUAUCCCAUAGACAGAUGACUGAAAAAGCAAAUUCAGGCAACCAGUUCAAACAUGGCCAAGGUCAAGUGCACGACCCUCUCCCAGAUUUUUCUAAGGUCAUUCCCAAAGUGAAAAUCGCUAGAAAUACCGUAACUAAUAAACCAUUUACAAUAGCUAACCAAGCCAGCUUUUCUCCUAGGUUGAGAAAUAAAUCAACAGUUGUGCAAGAUAGUUUAGGAAUCACGUCUGGGUCAAACUGUGUUGAAAAACAACCAGAGCAAAAACAGAAAUGUACUGAACCUUCGCAACAAACACAGAUGGAGUCUGCCAUAGACACCCUCCAAGGACUUCUCACAGCGGUUGAAUCCGAGAACUAUCGGGGGACAUUGCUAUCACCACCUCCGAAAUAUCCUUCCUCAAAUUCUUACAUAUACCAAAAGAUCUCCCAAGGAAAACAGAUGUGCCAGAAACUGAAAGAACAGACUGACCAGCUAAAGACUAAGGUACAAGAAUUUUCCAAAAGAAUAAAACAGGACUCUCUCUGUCAUUUGCAAGACAUAAGAUUGAUGACAGAGGAGCAUGCUUGCUGUCUUCCAGGGCCCUGGGGCUCCCAAGGAAUGGAGGUGACAGGUCUGCCAAGGGCAGGGCCACAGGAGGCCACCUCCAAGGAGUUCAGUGAUCUGGUCUCUAUGAUGAAACAGAAAAUAGAGAAAAGAGACCACAGAAGGACCAACUGUGGGAAGCUUCCCAGUACCAUCCAUGGAAAAACACCGUACCAAGAUUCAUCUCUCAUUUCCGAUCCAGGGCCCGGCUUCUCCUCUGACUCUGCUCCUGGGCUACAGAGUAACAGAUGUGAGGACUGUGGCAGUAAGACUCACAACUCCCAAAGAAUCUGCGAUGAAAACCCACCGAAAGAAUUCUAUUACAGAUAUGAUGCUCCAGGGCAAAAUGACUUAAAUCACAGUGGAGGAUACAUCUUUGCCCAGUCUCACUUCUCACAUGAAAAUAAAAUGUCUUCAUCUUCUUGUUCAAAAUCAAAACGGAUCUGUUUCCAGAGCGUGAAUGCAGAACCCUUUCAAGAUGAGCACAAUUCCACGGCAGGAAAACAUCCCGAGAAUUACCUGACCUGUAUCUCAGACCCUGAAGCACCCUCACCCCACCUCCACUUCCUCAGGAUUCCUGGAAUCCAGUCCUUAUGUGACAGUUAUAGCAUGGAAGAAACAGAAUCUAAGGUUCUGAACUCUGCUUUGGAUCAUGCCUUAAAAACAGCAACCAUAUUGAAAACAAUCACUGAGCAGAUGAUAAAAUCCAUUGCGGAAGACCUCACCAAAGCACAGCAAUGGAGGCACCAGCUAAAAUACUACUAACUCAAGUCAAGUCAGCCAAGGGUUAAAAUUCUUGGUCUUUUUCCAAAAUAUUUUACUUAUGACACAAUGUAGGAAGAUGGCUUUCUAGAGAAAACACUAAAUGGAUUACACGAAGUGCUUAAAUGAGAAAACAAAGGAACAAACCUGGCCCUCUGGCAUUUAUGUAUUUACGUGAAGAUAAAUCUAUGUUCUAUCUAUGUUCUUCAUAAUUCAUAAUAAAAUAAAAACAAUAAAACAAA